CACACACACACACACACACACACACACACACACACACACACACACACACACACACAGACAGAGACAGAGAGUGAGCCAGUUGCAGUCGAUGAUGUUCCAGUCUGUCAGGUGUGUGUGACAUCAUGUCCGACUUGUGGCCAUUUCCCUCUUCGUGCUCUCCUCCCAUCAUGCAUCACUCCUCUCCUCCCAUCAUGCAUCACUCCUCCCACCCCCAGCCUCCUCCCCCCCUCUCCUCCCCUCAUCUCCUCCCCCGUCCUCAGGUAUCGUCCCCUCACAUCCCAUUUCUGUCCUCCCAGAAACACUUCUCUUAUCCACACGUUACCCCCCCUCCCUCUGUACCCCAGACCCAGCUACCUACCCCCCAAAAUCUCCCUAAUACCCCGGUAAACUCCCCCCAAAAUCUCCCUAAUACCCCGGCAAACUGCCCCCACUCUGUACCCCAAAACCAGCUAUCGUCCUGUCAGAACUUUCCUUCUUCUCCGCUUAACUCUGCCCUUAUCUUCCCUCCUCCCCAGGACAGAUCCCCCCAUUUCUCUCCUCCCCAAGGCCCCUUUUAUAAUCUCUCUUAUCCACACUUUACCCCCCCUCCCUCAGUACCCCAGACCCAGCUACCUACCCUGCAAAAUCUCCCUAAUACCCCAGUAAACUCACCCCAAAACCUACGUUAUACGCCAGUAAACUCACCCCAAAACCUACGUUAUACCCACGUAAACUCACCCCAAAAUGUCCGGUAUAGCCCGGUAAACUCAUCUCUAGACUUCCCUUCCCCCCAGCUGUCCCCCCCUCCCCUCCUCUCUCCAUCUCAGCACCAGCUCUGCUUCCAAAAUCCCAACCCGACUUCAGAUAAUCCAGACUGGAUCAGAUCUGAACUGCCCUACAGUUACUCCUACCAGAACCAGACCAUUGUCCACCUGGAUGUCCAGAACCAGAACCAGUUCAGCACCGGUGUGAGUCACCAUGGAGACGAAAUGGAGAACACACACCACCACACACACCUGGCCAACAACCACCACACACACCUGGCCAACAACCACCACACACACCAGGCCAACAACCACCACACACACCUUACCAGCGGUGUGUACGGACAAGACCAGGGCGCGUGGCGGCCGACUCUGUCCCAGCUACGGUGCUCUCCGCUGGGCUCCGGCACCGGCAACGUUACCCCGGGCUGCUGGAGCUCCGCGGACUUCAACAACCAAUCGCCUGCCGAAGAUUUCUCCGGCUCGCAGUUCUUCUUCCACGACAGUUACCAUGACAACUACGCCUCGCAGCAGCCCUUCUGCAGCCCGACCACGCCCGGCCCGAGUCCUCAUUACCCACAAACCCCGGCGGUCUGCAGCCCCGGCUCUCAGAUGCAUCCCAGUCAAGAGAGAAUGGAGUUUCCCGCUCAACCGUCCAGGCAAACGCUCAGCUGCUGUUUCCACGACUACGACGGUUACCCGGUGACCUCUGACCCGGCUCAGACAACCAAUCAGGGCCAGGAUGUCACCGGCGCUGCCCGAGCUCCAAGCCUCGCCGCCGGGCCGAGCCUGAGAGACGAGAGCGGAGGAGGAGAAGAUACACAGAAAGAAUUCAAAAUGAAACAACCUGAAAACAUCUCGAGGCUGCUGUGUACCGUGUGUAAGCGUGACUUCAGGAGUCUUCCAGCGUUAAACGGUCACAUGCGUUGCCACAGCGCAUCCAGACCUGCCACAUGUUUGAACAAGAGUGAAGACUCUUCUGCACCGGUCCAACCGUGCGUCUCCAUAGUGAUGCCCGUCUCCGUGCCCGUCCAAUCCAGAGGCCGGCCCAAGGCGUGCAGGGGGGGGCAGAAGAGAUGCAGUCGCCCCUCUCCAGCCACCGGAGGCGCUGUGCUGCUCUACCGCAGCCUGCUGCACCCAGAAGAAGAGGAAGCAAGGGAUGGAGUGGUUGCCGGGAUACACUACACCCCCCCACCCAUGCUUUGCCCCCUGAGGGCGGGGCCAGGGCUGUACUGCUCCCUCGCCACUGGGAGGCAGCAGAGAGUGCAGACUGUGCAGCUUCACAACGCACACGAUGGAUUUAAUGAUGGUGUUGCCAUGGAGACAGCCUCCCCUCCCUCCGAGACACUCACCAACAAGCCGCGGAUCAAUGAGGGGCGGGACUUCCAGGCUGAAAUCCCGGCUCUACGAGACCGGAAACACGCGGCCUCCGACUCCCACAAUGCACUGCUUGUGUGGACGCAGUGGGAUGAGCUGGAGCGGCCUGUCAAUCAACACAGAGUUGAAGCUCUGUUGACGAUGGCUCGCUCCAGCGUGCUGCCAGGGGGCGGGACCAGCCCAGAGACUGCCCUCCACAUCCUAUCAGAGUUCAGAGGGGACUUCCUGCUGACGGUGGAGAAGCUGCUGACCCCCCAAACCUCCAAAAACAGCUCAGCCCCCCAGUCUCUCAGGGAGAAGUGGAGCGCAGCAGAGAAGAGGUUGCUGGUUAAAUCCCUGCAGCUGCAUCACAAAGACUUCAGCAGAAUCCAGAGAAACGUCCAGACUAAGUCUCUCUCUCAAUGUGUGGAGUUCUAUUAUCUGUGGAAGAAGAAGCUGAGUCUGAGUGCGAGGACCCCGGCCAGGCUGACCGUCACGCUGCCCGAGACAGACGGUCGAAGGUCGUCCAGAUCUCCUGAUGCAUCCUGAACAUCUGCUGGAGUAACACACUACUAACAACACAAAGAUAGACUGUACAUGUUAGUUGUAAAGAAAAGCCACAAAAACGUCAAUAAAAGAGACAAAACAAACACGCUUAAA
Perca fluviatilis (European perch) is the source of this 2759-nucleotide messenger RNA. Its product is annotated as transcriptional-regulating factor 1-like. Gene Ontology annotation, cellular component: histone deacetylase complex; transcription regulator complex. The record is from RefSeq and is a predicted model, not a curated record. Gene Ontology annotation, biological process: negative regulation of DNA-templated transcription; regulation of transcription by RNA polymerase II. The coding region runs from base 123 to 2648 and encodes 841 amino acids. The transcript has 15 exons. NCBI's taxonomy places the organism in Eukaryota, Metazoa, Chordata, Actinopteri, Perciformes, Percidae. Gene Ontology annotation, molecular function: transcription corepressor activity.